Messenger RNA from Piliocolobus tephrosceles (Ugandan red Colobus), 4748 nucleotides. It is a transcript of the gene TC2N, whose product is annotated as tandem C2 domains, nuclear. NCBI's taxonomy places the organism in Eukaryota, Metazoa, Chordata, Mammalia, Primates, Cercopithecidae. The transcript is spliced from 14 exons. The record is from RefSeq and is a predicted model, not a curated record. The coding region runs from base 1392 to 2864 and encodes 490 amino acids. Gene Ontology annotation, cellular component: nucleus.
GGGUCAAGUGGUGUUAGCAAUCACAUCAGCAACAAACGGCUCAGGAUGCUCCAGUUUCAAAGCUCAGAAAACAGAGGGUGAUUCCCUUGGGACUCACUCAGCUCAGCUCUCCGAAGAGCAAAGGCCAGAAGGCAGCAGUGAGCCUGGGUCCUGGCUGUGUGGGGAGACUCAGGUGCUGGGAAGAAGUGUGGAAACAGAAACACUGAAGGUUUAUGUGAGCUUUGCACCGAGCACCUCUGAACUACUGCCUCUGGGCUCAACAGAACACAGCUAAGUUUCCAUGAACUUCUCAAAAAGAAGGCUGGGAAGCUUUCUGUCUUGAUGAUUUGAGGACCCACUGGUUUCAGAGGUGCCACAUUUGGAACCAGAUCCGAGUCUCUAAGAGAGAUUUGAAAUCAGACCCAUUUCCUGGCCACUUUCUACAAACUGGGAAGGGAGUUUCUGGCAACAUUUUCCCUCUGGAAAUACACUACGGGUGUACCAGGGAGUUCCACCACCCAGGCCGGCACUGUGGCUCAAUGCCUGUAAUCCCAGCACUUUGGGAGGCAGAGGUGAGAGGAUCACAUGAGUCCAGGAGUUCGAGACUAGCCCGGGCCACAUAAUGAGACCUCAUCUCUACAAAAAAAUUAAAAAAUUAGCCUGGCAUGCUGGCUCGCGCCUGUAUUCCCAGUUGCUUGGGAGGGGCUGAGGCGGGAGGAUCACUUCAGACCUGAAGGUCGAGGCUGCGCUGAGCCAUGAGCGGCCACUGCACUCCAGCCUGGGCGACAGACCCUCUGUCAAAACAAACAAACAAUGCUGAGCCAUUCUUCAUCAUACAAUCUAGGAAACUUAUUCAACAACUUUCCGAGCAAUGCUGAGAUUUCCACCAAGGAAGCCCAGAGAAAUGGGCCAGGCCCCCGCUUUGCCAGGGUUAGAGGGGAUUCCCUCAAAAUCGAGGGUGCGAGGUGCUGCGGUGGAUACAUUUAAUAUUCUUUCCAAGACACCCAUGAUGGCAAGGCAGUAGCAGAUAGAAAGCAACAAAAGCGAAGAGAGCAGGGCUGAUCCUCAAAGACUUUAUAAAUUAGACUUUUUAUAAAAACUCUAAAAGUCAAGUAAUAACAUGCCUACUCCGCUUCUAAGAAAAGUGUGCAGAAACAUCUCCAGCCAGAAAGACUGCUCCUGCCUACCCAAGUCAGAGAAGCUUCAUCAGGCCAAUAGCUUCCCCUCUGUCCCCCUCCUACCGCUUGUCUCCCUUCUUCUCCCACAACACACCCCAUACCUGGCGGCAUUUUACACCUUCCCAGAAGGGGCUGCCAAGCGCGGAGUCGCGGAGGACGCAGGCGCAGCGCGUCUCAGAUUAAUAUUAAGAUUGGAAGUUUGUAUUUUUUGCUGGAUAUUGGAAAUUGAAUGUAAUGGCAACAGAAUUUAUAAAGAGUUGCUGUGGAGGAUGUUUCUAUGGUGAAACAGAAAAACACAACUUUUCUGUGGAAAGAGAUUUUAAAGCAGCAGUCCCAAAUAGUCAAAAUGCUACUAUCUCUGUACCUCCAUUGACUUCUGUUUCUGUAAAGCCUCAGAUUGGCUGUACUGAGGAUUAUUUGCUUUCCAAAUUACCAUCUGAUGGCAAAGAAGUACCAUUUGUGGUGCCCAAGUUUAAGUUAUCUUAUAUUCAACCCAGGACACAAGCAACUCCUUCACGUAUGGAAGAACUUGAAGCAUCUGCCAGAGCAUCUUUUGGAGAUCGAAAGGUAGAACUUUCCAGUUCAUCCCAGCAUGGACCCAGCUAUGAUGUGUAUAACCCAUUCUAUAUGUAUCAGCACAUUUCACCUGAUUUGAGUCGACGCUUUCCUCCCCGUUCAGAAGUGACGAGACUGUAUGGAUCGGUUUGUGAUUUAAGGACCAACAAACUUCCCGGUUCCCCUGGGCUAAGCAAGUCUAUGUUUGAUCUUACAAGCUCAUCUCAGCGAUUCAUCCAGAGACAUGAUUCAUUGUCCAGUGUACCCAGUAGUUCUUCUUCAAGGAAAAAUUCUCAGGGGAGUAACAGAAGCCUGGAUACAAUUACUCUAUCAGGAGAUGAAAGGGACUUUGGGAGACUGAAUGUGAAAUUGUUUUAUAAUUCUUCAGUAGAACAGAUCUGGAUCACAGUUUUACAGUGCAGAGAUUUAAGUUGGCCCUCUAGUUAUGGAGACACUCCUACUGUUUCUAUAAAAGGAAUACUUACAUUGCCCAAACCAGUGCAUUUCAAAUCUUCAGCCAAGGAAGGUUCCAACGCUAUUGAAUUUAUGGAAACGUUUGUAUUUGCUAUUAAACUUCAAAGUCUACAAACCGUAAGGCUUGUAUUUAAGAUUCAAACCCAGACUCCCAGGAAGAAAACCAUUGGAGAAUGCUCACUAUCACUCAGAACCCUUAGCACACAGGAAAUGGAUUACUCUUUGGAUAUAACACCACCUUCAAAAAUUUCUGUUUGCCAUGCAGAACUUGAAUUGGGGACUUGUUUUCAAGCAGUAAAUAGCAGAAUUCAGUUACAAAUUCUCGAGGCACAAUACCUUCCAAGCUCCUCAACACCUUUGACUUUGAGUUUUUUUGUGAAGGUGGGAAUGUUUAGCUCGGGAGAGUUGAUUUACAAGAAAAAGACACGCUUACUGAAGGCCUCCAAUGGAAGAGUCAAGUGGGGAGAGACUAUGAUUUUUCCACUUAUACAGAGUGAAAAAGACAUUGUUUUUCUCAUUAAGCUUUAUAGUCGAAGCUCUGUAAGAAGAAAACACUUUGUGGGCCAGAUUUGGAUAAGUGAAGACAGUAAUAACAUUGAAGCAGUGAACCAGUGGAAAGAGACAGUAAUAAAUCCAGAAAAGGUUGUUAUCAAGUGGCACAAAUUAACUCCAUCUUGAAGACUUCACAUAUUAAUUUGGUGAAGAACUUGACAUUCUUUUAGAAGACUUAAGAUUUCAAUUUGCUACCAAUGAGAAGAGACAAAUCAAUAUAUUUGUCAAUUUAUGGGAGCUAUAAUUACUGUAUGUAAUGUAUCUGAUAGAAAAUUUGAUAAGAAAAUAUAAUGAAUUUUAUCAGAUAUUCAAAGUAAAGGAAAUGUUUUAAAACUGUGCAACAAGAGACACAGAUAGUAAAAUCAAAGGAUAGUAUUAAGAUGACUAAAUAAAUUAUAAAGUCUAUGAGAAUAUCAACCACCGAUAGUUCUUUCUAUAUUAUGUUUUUGCUUUUAUAUUUUAAGCUUUACUUAGAUAUUCAAAACCUGGUAUAGCAAGUCUCUUAGUACUAUUGAUAUUUAGAAGACUUUAACAUUACUUCAGUGCUAGGCAUUAUUGAUUGGGUCUUGGCUGCAUUGUUUACCUCUUGCUAUAUAUUUUCUCCUGGUAAAAAUGAAUUGAACCAUUUCAACUAUUUUCUGUAUUGGGGGAAAGUUUGUGCCCUGUGUUUUAUAAUUUUUUACCCAUAAGACAUCACAUUAUCACUUUAUAAGCUACUUAUCUCCAAGAAACUUCAGAAAUAGAAAACUACAUUUUGGCAGGAAUAAUUGAAAACACCAGAAGGUUGAAGUUUAAUUGGAAACCCAGAAUAUACAUACUUUGCUGUUUUCUUCACUCAAAUAUUUUACUAUUUGUUUUAUUUGGAGUAAAAGUAAGAGAAUCGUCCAUAUGGUCUGUCCUAAUUCACAGAACUAAAUGAGCUUAAAUAGCAAAUUCAGUAUUUUAUGAUAAUCAGUUCUUUGUUUUUAGUUUUUAAAAUUUAGAUUAUUCUAUAAUUUACAAUAUUUGAGUAUUUUCCCAUUUUUUUUUUAUAACCAUACCUGAUUAUACUGUGUAACAAAUAAGUAUUUUCUAUUGCAGUUUUCUUUCCAGUACUUUAAUUAGAACUCAGUAUUUGGAAAUAAUUUCAGUUUAAUUGACCAUAAGAACUGUGGCCAAAAAGAACAGCUUUUUGGAGAGGCAGAUGACAUUAUACCUGAUUUUAGAAAAUCUCACUUUAUUUUUGCUAAUAAGUAGACCAAGUGCUCUGUGUUCUCAGUCUUCCCUUCCCCCCCACCACAUUCUUACUUUGUCCCACACAUAAGCAUGCCUUCUUUAUUCCAGCUCCUAUGUUCUAUGUAUAUCAUUAACAUUUUCCCAAAUAAACACUUAAUUCUCCUUUCCCUAGGUGCCGUCUCCUCAAGCUACAAAAUGUCCAUAUCUUACAUCCCCUUUGCUUCUACUGCCCUGAUUUUGUGGUACCAGUACUCUCUGCCACUGAACAUUUUGAAAUACUUUUGUUUUAGAUUUGUAAAAAAUGACAUAUAGGUCAAUACUGACAUGGACUUUUAAGAUAAAUCACCUGUGUGAUAUUAUUUUGAAUCUGAGACAAAUACAAGUUUUAAAAAUUGUUUUUAAAAAUAGACUUUUUUUUAGAGCAGUUGUAGGUUAACAGAAAAAUUGAGAGGAAGAUAGAGAUUUCCUUUCUCCCCCAACAAAGCCCUCAACAGCCUCCCACGCUAUCAAUAUCCUGCACCACAAUGGUACAUUGUUAGAAUCAAUGAACCUACUCUCAAAUAUCAUUAUCAUCCAAAGUUCAUGGUUUACAUUAGGGUUCCCUCUUGGUGUUAUACAUUCUAUAGGUUUUGACAAAUGUAUGAUGAUAUGUAUCCAUCAUUAUAAUAUAGAGUAGUUUCACUGCCCUAUACAUCCUCUGCAAAUGCAACUAUUUUAAUGGGUACCAAAGAAGUAAAUGUAUUUACUGGCUUUCAGAUAAUAAAUAACAGGCUUUAUUGUUUAUUUUUAAAGCUA